UGAGAAGAGGAGAAUUCAGUUUGAGCUUCCAACUUUCCAUGGAGGAGGCAGCUAGUGGAGCAAGCAGACAGUGAGGGAUGGGCAGAGCACAGCUCACCAUCCGUCUCCAUCUGAUGUCACGCAUGAGCGAAAUCGUUGUUGGCCUCAGCGAGGAUCUUUUUCCCGCGGCCUGUUCCGUUGCUCACCCAAGAAACACAACUGCGUAACGGUGGAACCUCCGCCGGCGAUGGAAGCCGAGGAGCUCCUGAAGAAGCUACGGGCGCUGGAGGAGGGGCAGGCGGAGCUCGAGCGGGAGAUAGGCAGGCUCGCGCCGCCGGAGGCGGAGCGCCGCGGGUGCGCACGCCCGACGGCACGCCGCCGCCGCUGCCCGCCCCCCGCGUUCCCGCCCUCGUCGUCGCGGCGUGCCAUCGCCGCGUUCCCGCACCCGUCUUUUUCGUCGCGGCUGCUGCACCGCGCCGCCAGGCUGUCCGACAGGCACUGCCACUGGAUACUGCAGUCGCUGGGCCAGGCCGUGCACAUCAUCGCGCCUGACGGGAAGCUCCUCUACUGGUGA
Molecule: messenger RNA, 553 nt
Organism: Lolium rigidum
Lineage: Eukaryota; Viridiplantae; Streptophyta; Magnoliopsida; Poales; Poaceae
Exons: 1
Coding region: 227-553 (108 amino acids)
Source: RefSeq, a predicted model, not a curated record